Dovyalis caffra is the source of this 255-nucleotide messenger RNA. The record is from the annotation of a GenBank genome assembly. NCBI's taxonomy places the organism in Eukaryota, Viridiplantae, Streptophyta, Magnoliopsida, Malpighiales, Salicaceae.
AUGGCCAAGAGAAAGUAUCAUGUCAAGAAGCUUGAAAAGGUUCCUGGUAGAGAAUUAAUCAAUCUAGUGUUUUCUUGGUCUAUCCAAGAUGUGCUCAACAAAGAUCUGUCCAAAAGCCAGGUUUGGUGCUCAACAAAGAUCCGUCCAAAAGCCAGGGAUACGAGCGAUCUUGGGCCAAUCUUCUCCUGUUCUCCUUUGGCACCUUCUGCUCAAACUUGGACAAUUCCAGAUCACAAGCUCUUGGAGUUUAUUUAG